GUCACCAUCAGCUGUCCCGCAGAUUAAAGAUGGCGCCCUCUCAUGCACUAAAGUGCUGCACACGGGCUCUGAACUGGGUACCUGUGCUGUUUAUAAACCUGGUUGUCGGUUGGUCUUAUUACGCUUACGUCGUGGAGCUCUGUGUCUAUACAAUCCCAAAUAAUGCAGAACGAAUCAGCUAUUUGGUCAUCUUUCACAUUUUCCUUGCCAUGUUUAUAUGGUCCUACUGGAAAACUAUCUGGUCCAGACCAGCCAGCCCCUCAAAAGCGUUUGGUCUGCCCAGAGCAGAGAAGGAACUGUAUGAGAGAGAGGAGCGAGCCGAGAUACAACAAGAGAUUCUGAAGAAAGUGGCAAGGAAUUUACCCGUGUAUACGCGCACAGCAGGAGGAGCUAUUCGAUACUGCGACCACUGCCAGGUUGUCAAACCUGACCGCUGCCAUCACUGCUCAACCUGUGAGAUGUGUGUGCUGAAAAUGGACCAUCACUGCCCCUGGGUGAAUAACUGUGUUGGAUUCUCAAACUACAAGUUCUUUGUGUUGUUCUUGGCCUAUGCCUCACUCUACUGUGUGGUAAUUUGUGCUACAGUCAUCCAGUAUUUCAUCAAAUUCUGGACCAAACAGCUGCCUGACACGCAUGCCAAAUUCCACAUCUUGUUUCUGUUUUUCGUGGCUGCUCUGUUCUUUAUCAGCAUCCUGUCCCUUCUCAGCUACCAUCUGUGGCUUGUUGGAAAGAACAGGACCACUAUAGAAGCUUUUAGGGGUCCUGUCUUCGCAAACGGUCCAGACAAAAACGGGUUUUCUCUGGGUUUUAGCCGGAAUGCAGCUGAGGUGUUUGGCGAUCAAGGGAAGUACUGGCUCUUUCCUGUUUUCUCAAGUCUGGGAGAUGGACAUUCCUUUGUUACCAGAUUGGUGCACAUAGAUCCUGAACAAGCAAACAGUGUCCUCCAGCAAAAUGGCAAAAGCCCUGCUGAUGGGGAGGCCAACACUUGUGUACUCGGUAACAAUAUACAACGCACAGCAGACGACAGCAAAGAGAAAAGUGACGGAAGCCAGAUAGUCGCGGUGAGAAUGGAGAGUGAGCCAUAGCAGGUUGCAGGUACAUCAGUAAAUCAUGAUGCCUUAAGCCAGGAGCAUCAGCACCUCUGGAGCCAUUCUCCACCAUCAUUUUGAGUUGACAGUGCAGCCUCAAGCCACAUGUUUUGUGUGUACAUUAUAUGGACCAUCCUUCAUCCAGCGUGCUUUAAACCAGCAUCCCAACAAUACUGUUCUCAUGUAAAAGGGAACUGUACAGCGAGCACGUAGACUGCACCGGUCUGAAGCAGAGGUGAUUCACAGGUUUUGUCUUUGUUUUGAGCCAAAGAGAUUCAGAUGUGUUUAUUAUUGCAUCUGAAAAACUCUGGGACUGCUUUUUCCAUCUUGAGCCAAUGCAUGUCUACAUUUUCUGUGUUCAUAUACAUGGAUUAAUCACUAGAGAAUCCUCCUUUGUCAGUGUUAAUCAAGCAUUGUGUGUGUGUGUGUGUGUGUGUGUGUGUGUGUGUGUGUGUGUGUGUGUGGUGUGUGUGUGUGUGUGUGUGUGUGUGUGUGUUGUGUGUGUGUUGUGUGUGUGUGGUGUGUGUGUGUGUGUGUGUGUGUGUGUGUGUGUGUGUGUGUGUGUGUGUGUGUGUGUGGUGUGUGGUGUGUGUGUGUGUGUGGUGUGUGUGUGUGUGUGUGUGUGUGUGUGUGUGUGUGUGUGUGUGUGUGUGUGUGUGUGUGUGUGUGUGUGUGUGUGUGUGUGUGUGUGUGUGUGUGUGUGUGUGUGUGUGUGUGUGUGUGUGGUGUGUGUGUGUGUGUGUGUGUGUGUGUCACACGCAAUUAUUAAGACCAGUAGUCAGUACCAGGUCUAAUUUACAGUUUACAUGAUUUAAACUAUUAUAGGUCUUUCUGUUUACACUUUUAAGAUAUUUAUUCUUUACAUUCAAUAUUAUGCUAUAACCAAGAUAUAAUGUGAGACCCAAAUCAACUUUAACGAUAGUAAAAUGGUAUGGUGGUUUCUUAUAAUUUCAAAUAAUUGUUUGACACAUAAUCAAUAGAUCACAAUGAGAUGGCCAUUUUCAUUGCACUAUAAAUAUUUGUAAUUUAUUUGUUUUCAAGUUUUUAUAAAUUAAUUGAAUUGUCUGUCAGUGUAUUGAUUUUAUUGAAAUUGUUUGUUGUCUUUAUUUUGUUAUUUAAAUGGGCAUUGUCCUUUUUCACAGAAUGUUUUCACUUUUAUGGUCAAUCCUUUGCAACAGUACAUAUUUAUAUUUAAGUUGAUCAGUCUUGAGUGUUAAUGCCAACGUAUGUAGUCUUUAUUGCUUUUACAGUUUAAUAACAUUUGUUUGAAAGUAAACACACGCAAUUAAACCAAUAAAACUGUUAAAAGAU
Messenger RNA from Etheostoma spectabile (orangethroat darter), 2399 nucleotides. Its product is annotated as palmitoyltransferase ZDHHC20. Bases 30 to 1085 code for a protein of 351 amino acids. NCBI's taxonomy places the organism in Eukaryota, Metazoa, Chordata, Actinopteri, Perciformes, Percidae. Gene Ontology annotation, molecular function: palmitoyltransferase activity. The transcript is spliced from 13 exons. The record is from RefSeq and is a predicted model, not a curated record.